Punctularia strigosozonata HHB-11173 SS5 is the source of this 384-nucleotide messenger RNA. RefSeq lists its product as uncharacterized. The coding region runs from base 1 to 384 and encodes 127 amino acids. NCBI's taxonomy places the organism in Eukaryota, Fungi, Basidiomycota, Agaricomycetes, Corticiales, Punctulariaceae. The record is from RefSeq and is a predicted model, not a curated record. The transcript has 8 exons.
AUGCUAUUCUCCGCCACUGUCGACAAUUUCGGAAAACCAGCCGCGCUAACAUAUGUGGAUACUUUCGCUGUCGAAAUCGCGUUGGCCGACGUCCUGGUGUUCGCUGUGCAGAUGUUUUUCACUUGGCAACUGAGAAUCGUGCUCGGCCUAUUGAUCUCCGUGAAGCUUGUCAUGAAGCCGACUUUGCGCAUAUUAAGCAACGGAUUCCUCCAUUACGCGGUCAUAACGUGGGGCGCUAACGAGCUCGUCGCGGACGUAUGCCUGACCACCGGUAAUGUCGUCAAGAAGAUUCUCAUGUUCUUCACCCUUCGCGGUGUGUUGGUGACAGUUUUCCGAUUCCUGUUCAUCCUGUUCUUCACCGUCCACAAUAUCGCACAUAGGUGA